AUGGUAACUCGCUCCAAGGCUAGAUUUUAUAAACCAAAGGUUUAUAUCACUUCAAAGGAGCCUUUAACACUUGCUGAUGCUAUUGGCAAUUCUUCUUGGAAAUCUGCUAUGGAAGAGGAGACUCAAUCUUUGAAUAAAAAUGGUACUUGGUCCUUGCUACAGCUGCCCUCAAACAGAAAAUCCAUUGGGUGUAAGUGGGUAUUUAAGAUUAAAGAAAAUCCUGAUGGUACUAUUCUCAAAAACAAGGCUAGACUAGUUGCAAAUAGGUCCAGCCAACAAUUUGGGUUUGAUUUUACUGAGACUUUUAGUCCAAUAAUUAAGCCUACUACUAUUCAGGCCAUACUAACUAUAGCUCUUUCUUAUAACUGGUGA
Molecule: messenger RNA, 372 nt
Organism: Humulus lupulus (European hop)
Lineage: Eukaryota; Viridiplantae; Streptophyta; Magnoliopsida; Rosales; Cannabaceae
Exons: 1
Coding region: 1-372 (123 amino acids)
Source: RefSeq, a predicted model, not a curated record